AAAUAUGGCAAAUGAUGGUGAUGCUAAUAGAAAUGUUGCAAUCAUAUUUGGGGUCACUGGGCUUGUUGGGAGGGAACUAGCUAGGAGAUUGCUUCUAGAACCUUCUUCUUCUAAUUGGAAGGUCUAUGGCAUAGCUAGAAACAUUGUUCUUGAUGAGUCACUUCCAAAUUAUCCCUCUUACCAUUUCAUUUCUUGCAAUUUGUUGAACCCUUUGGAGACUCAAAAGAAGCUUUCAUGUCUUCAUGAUGUGACUCAUGUGUUUUGGGUCACAUGGGCGAGUCAAUUCCCAUUAGAGACACAAGAGAGUUGUGAGAUCAACAAGGUAAUGAUGUCAAAUGCUUUGAGUUCUUUGUUCCCAAAUGCAAAGAAUCUAAAGCAUGUUUCACUCCAAACAGGGACAAAGCACUAUAUUUCACUUCAGGGUCCAUUUGAUAAUACUAAUAAUAAUAAGAAGUUCUAUUAUUACCAUGAAGAGUUUCCAAGAAUUUGUAAAGGUUUUAACUUUUAUUACACACUUGAGGAUCUUCUUAUGGAGAAAUUGAAUGGUACUAAGGUAUCUUGGUCUGUUCAUAGGCCUGGUUUAUUGUUGGGGAGUUCUAUUAGGUCAUUUUACAAUUUCAUGGGUAGUUUAUGUGUUUAUGGUGCAGUUUGUAAGCAUUUGAAUCUCCCUUUUGUGUUUGGUGGGACCAAGAAAUGUUGGGAGGAGAAUUACAUUGAUGGGUCAGAUGCUAGGCUUGUAGCUGAUCAACACAUUUGGGCAGCAACAAAAUGUGAAGGCUUUUUCACAAAUGGAGGAGAAGCUUUUAAUUCCAUUAAUGGGUUUAGUUUCACUUGGAAAGAGAUGUGGCCAAUUAUUGGUAAGAAGCUUGGUGUUUAUGUUCCACAAGAGAUGUUUGUUGAGAACUUCUUGUUUUCUAGGGCUAUGGCUGAGAAGCAACAUGUUUGGGAGGAGAUUGUGAUGGAAAAUGGGUUGGUCCAAACAAGUAUUGAUAAUUUGGCUAAUUGGGAAUUUCUUGAUGCUUUGUUUAGGUUCCCUUUGAAACUUUUGGGGAGUAGAGAUAAAGUUGAUAGGCUUGGUUUUGGUGCAAGGUAUAAGACAUUGAAUUCAAUAUUGUAUUGGAUCGAUUGUAUGAGAGAUGAGAAGCUUAUUCCCUAGGAAUUAGUAUAAGUGUUUAUGGAGUAAUUAAGUGGA
Arachis stenosperma is the source of this 1192-nucleotide messenger RNA. Its product is annotated as (S)-8-oxocitronellyl enol synthase CYC2. The transcript has a single exon. NCBI's taxonomy places the organism in Eukaryota, Viridiplantae, Streptophyta, Magnoliopsida, Fabales, Fabaceae. The record is from RefSeq and is a predicted model, not a curated record. The coding region runs from base 5 to 1156 and encodes 383 amino acids.